AUGCUACUCGCCUCCAGCAAGCCAAACUUUAAGGGUGGAUCAAUCAAGAAAGGUGGUCCAAGAGAGCCAUGGCAUGAUAUUCAUUCACGGCUGGAAGGGCCAAUUGCUUGGAAUGUUCUUUACAACUUUGAGCAGCGAUGGAGGAAGCUGGGUGGCAAGGACCUCCUUGUAUGUCUCAGGGAUCUUUUUGACAUUGUUAUUCCCCCCUCUCCUGUGAUGUUCCCGGAGGACAGAGAAACAUGGAAUGUUCAGCUCUUCAGAUCCAUUGAUAGUGGUGCUGCUUUUGGUUUCCCUGAGACUCCUGAGGAAGCUGCAAGAGCUGGACUUGUGAGUGGAAAGGAUCAAAUCAUCGACCGGAGUAUCCAGGAUGCAUACAUAAAUGCCAUCUGGAGGGCGAAGAACUUCAUCUACAUUGAGAAUCAGUACUUCAUUGUAAGUUCAUAUGGAUGGAAGCCCCAAGGCAUCAAGCCGGAAGAAAUUGGUGCUCUUCACUUGAUUCCGAAGGAGCUCUCAUUGAAGAUUGUCAGGAAGAUUGAAGCUGGGGAAUGA
Miscanthus lutarioriparius is the source of this 549-nucleotide messenger RNA. NCBI's taxonomy places the organism in Eukaryota, Viridiplantae, Streptophyta, Magnoliopsida, Poales, Poaceae. The record is from the annotation of a GenBank genome assembly.